Molecule: messenger RNA, 2781 nt
Organism: Triplophysa rosa
Lineage: Eukaryota; Metazoa; Chordata; Actinopteri; Cypriniformes; Nemacheilidae
Product: B-cell receptor CD22-like
Exons: 10
Coding region: 94-1719 (541 amino acids)
Source: RefSeq, a predicted model, not a curated record
AAGAGACGUUCAGCUUGCGUUUGCAUUUGGUUCUAAAGUUCAGCGUGAUCGUCUGUCAUCUGAGCGCUGGAGUUCAGACUCAUCGGAGCUCGAAUGGCUCGUCGUCUUCCUCUGAUCUUUCUGCUCAUGAUUCCGGGAGUUUAUAGUGCUGAUGAUUGUUGGGGUGUGACUUACAGCUCUUCACACAUCUGUGCACUGAAGGGCUCAACAGUGACUAUAAACUGCACUUACACAUACCCUACUGGAUAUCAGAUCAAGAAAGUGUUCUGGACCAAAACUCAAACACCGACAGAUAAUGUGUUUCCAGAUCUGUCUGAGGACUCUGAAUACAAACAGAGGAUUCAGUAUCUGAGAGAUAAACAGCACGACUGCAGCGUCAGACUGACUGAUGUGAGACACACAGAUUCACACGAGUACUAUUUCAGAUUCAUCACUGAUAAACCUGAUGGGAAAUGGAUCGGUGCUCCUGGAGUGACUCUUGAUGUCACAGAUAAACCUGUGAUCUCCAUCAGUUCUUCUGGUGUAAUAGUGGAGGGUGAUUCAGUGACUCUGACCUGCAGCAGUGAAUCAAAUCCACCUGUUCACAACUACAGCUGGUUUAAAGAGAAUCAAACAUCAUCUGUUGGAUCUGGAAACAUCUACUACAUAUCAAACAUCAGAUCUGAUCACAGUGGACAAUACAAGUGCAAGACCAGACAUACAUGUGGAGAGAAAUAUUCUGAUUCUGUGACUUUAAACGUUUUGUAUCCUCCAAGGAACGUCACAGCGUCCAUCAGUUCUUCUGGUGUAAUAGUGGAGGGUGAUUCAGUGAAUCUGACCUGCAGCAGUGAAUCAAAUCCACCCGCAAAUAUCAGCUGGUUUAAAGAAGAAACAUCUGUUGGAUCUGGAAACAUCUACAGCAUCUCAAACAUCAGAUCUGAUCACAGUGGACAAUACAAGUGCAAAGCUAGAAAUGAACUUGGAGAGAGAAAUGCAGCACUGACUUUAAAUGUCUUGUAUCCUCCAAGGAACGUCUCAGCGUCCAUCAGUUCUUCUGGUGUAAUAGUGGAGGGUGAUUCAGUGACUCUGACCUGCAGCAGUGAAUCAAAUCCACCUGUUCACAACUACAGCUGGUUUAAAGAGAAUCAAACAUCAUCUGUAGGAUCUGGACAGACGUUCAGCAUCAGUAACAUUAAUUCACGUCUCAGUGGAUGGUUUUACUGUGUGGCUCAGAAUGAAGUUGGAUCUCAGAGAUCAGAUGCUGUUUCAGUAACAGUGGGUCAUAGUUCCUAUAGACAUCUGCUGUUUGGAAUCGCAGCGGCAUGUGGAGGAUUGUUCACCAUCGCCAUCAUCAUUGUACUCAUUUUGAUUAUAAUGAGGAUUCGAAGGGUUGCAAAAACCAAAGAAGCUGCUGUGAAUCAAGUGAAUCGACAGGAUGACCUGUACUGCGCCGUGAAUCAUGUUGAUCUUGCUUCCGAAUCCGCCCAUUGUGAUGAUGUACAGUAUGAAAGUGUUAAACCUCAGAGACUCGGAGGAGAACAGACAACUGCAGGAGAAGCUCCUGAAUCCAGAGAUCCAGAGGAGCUCCACUACGCUACGGUCCACCAUCAUAGCAACGCAGAGAUGAGACGAUCAGAAGAGAAUGAAAACCACUACGGCAACAUUACAAAUGACAAACCUGAUGCUUCUGUGAGGUCAAAUGUGGAGGACACCUCAGUGAUCUACAGCAGUGUAAAAUAAAGGGGGUUCAGACGUCACUUUGGAUUGCUGAAAAUCAUAUUCAUGUUUUCACUUUAAGGUGAACUAUUUCUGUUUCAGCUCAGCCAAUGAGAUUGUAUUUCCUCUGUAGAAGUAAAAAAGAGGAUCAAAAGAUAAUCAUGUCAAGUUGUCUUGUUGAACAAAUGACUCUUCUCAUCAAACAGUUUAAUGUGUAAUGCUGUGUUUCUAUAUUAUAGAAUUAAUUCAGCAAAAACCACCGAUUCUCAAUACGUAACUAUUAUACAAGGCGGCUUUAUUUGUACUGUAUAAUCUCAUUCAUACGAUUUGCACUCAUACCAAAGACGGUUCAACACAAUCUAUUUUACCAGGUGGAUAAUUUAUGAAUUGUUACAAUGUUAUUUCUAUGUUUUAGCACGUUUCGAUGUCAUGCCAGUAACGGUUUGGGGGUGGGGUUAGGGGAGGGGCUUCAGUAUUGCUUUUUUGUAAUAAUCGUACGAAUUAGCCACCUCAGAAAAUACUUACGCAUUCCAGUGAGCUCAGGUUGGUCGGUUAGGUUUAAGGGUGGAGUUAGGGGAGGAGCUUCAGUAUGGAUUUUUCGAAUAAUCUUAUGUUCUUGUAAGAUUUACAUUGUAGGAUUUCAUACGAAUCAUAAACUAGUUAUGAAUUCCCGUGAGAUCGAUCAGGCUGUUAGUACUGAUUCACUGAUUCUCAUCUUAACCUUUGAUAUGCCCACCAGUGAACCUCAGAAACUAUUGCGCUAACAUUGCAAAUUAAAACCAAACCAAUUGUUUGGUUAAUGGUCUCAAACAAGUAUAAUGUAAAGCUUUGCUGAGUAAAGUUUAUUUGCAUUUGUUUGUGGUUCACAUGGCUGUUUACACACAUUCACAGUUUACCUGUUACUCAGCUGGCAGAUGGUUAUUGUGAAAAAAUGUUUUAGGCAACUUGUAAUGAAUGGCGAUCCUUUUUAUUAUGUCUAAAUUAAUUUAUUUUUUACAAUUUUGCACUGUUGCAAAGAAGCUUUAUAUACUUAGUUACUGUUGUGAAGAGAUAUCAUUAUAAUAAAAAUAAAGACCACGUUGAAUA